AUGUCAUCAGGCUGGAGACCUCUCACCGUCGGCAUCGUGGGUGGCGGCAUCGGCGGGCUGGCGGCAGCGAUCGCACUGCGACGGGCGGGCCACGACACGGUCAUCUACGAGCGUCAUGACUUCAGUGGGGAAGUGGGCGCGUCCAUCUCCUGCGCAGCGAAUGGGACGCGCUGGCUGCAUGAGUGGGGGGUGGACAUCGCCAAAGGGGACCCCGUCAUAUUGCGAAAGUUGAUCAAUCGCGACUGGAAGACGGGUGAUCCGGUCAGCGUCUACGAUUUGGACGGGUACGAGGAGCGGUGGGGGUUUGUGUAUAAUAUGUUCCAUCGCCAGUAUAUGCAUGCGAUGUUGAAGGACUGUGCGAUGCAGCAGGAAGGACCAGGGAGUCCCACGCGGCUCUUGGUGAAUCAUCAGUGCAAAGACAUCAAUCUGCAGACGGGUGUCAUUACCUUCACUAACGGUAAGACCGUCCGCCACGAUCUGAUCGUCGGCGCCGAUGGCAUCGGCUCGUCCGUCCGCAGCAUUCUCGGCCUCCAUCCGGAGAAGAGACCCGCCGAUUCGAGCUGUCUGCAUGCGAACGUCAAGACCGAGGACGCCGUACGGCUGGGACUGGUAGACUACUCCCAAGACAGUGCCCUGGAGUACUGGGGUGGCCAAGAAGGCAAAUGGGACAAGAUCGUCCUGUCGCCCUGCAACGGAGGUCGACUGCUGUCGUAUUACUGCUUCUUUGCGCGCGAACAAGGCGACUUCACUAACCACACCUGGGGAGGCGACGACCUGCCGGUGAAGGACCUCCUGGCCCCCUAUCCUCACUUGGACAGUCAAGUGUUGGAACACUUAAAGAUUGGCCAGGAGAUCCGUCCAUGGCGGCUGUGGAUUCAUAAGCCGUACCCGUAUAUCACCCACAGCAUGGUCUGUCUGCUGGGCGAUGCAGGGCACCCGAUGAUGCCCCACCAGAGCCAAGGGGCUUGUAUGGCCAUCGAGGACGCCGCAGCCCUGGGUGUUCUGUUCAGCCCAGCCUAUUUCUCUGGUGAUGUGGCGGACACCCUGCAGAUCUACCAGGCAGUGCGACUUCCGCGAGCCACCAAGGUGCAGGCGGCGUCAGCGAAGGCGGCUUACAACAUCAACGAGCGCAUCGGCUUUUCUAGCAAUACCAAUACGGCCACAUACAAAGUGGAGGAUGAGAAGCAGAAAUUGACCAUCGAGGAGAUGAACGCAUACGAUAUGUAUAUGGACGUGGAAGAGGUCCUCGCCGCGAGGAGGAGUCAGCCGUUUACCCGCAAGUUUAUAAGAGGUCUGCCCAUGGGGUUGAAGCUGUCGAAUGGAACCACUGUGGGAGACCUGGAGGGAGCUCAUGGCAAGCCCCAUCUCUGA
Aspergillus candidus is the source of this 1371-nucleotide messenger RNA. RefSeq names its product FAD-dependent oxidoreductase. The record is from RefSeq and is a predicted model, not a curated record. Bases 1 to 1371 code for a protein of 456 amino acids. Gene Ontology annotation, molecular function: FAD binding; monooxygenase activity. The transcript is spliced from 6 exons. Lineage: Eukaryota; Fungi; Ascomycota; Eurotiomycetes; Eurotiales; Aspergillaceae.